AAUAAACGGCACAAGAAGCGUUCGAAAAAAAGCUAACAAAAACAAUAAAAGAUUAAGACGAGAGCAAGGAUUUUAUUCAAUGAUUCUGGUGUACACAAAAAUUUUACUCAAUGGUUGUGUUAUAUAUAACGAGGGUGGACACUCUUUAUUUAUGACUGAAUCCUUCUUACAAAACGUUAGAGCCCUUGGACCCAAUAAAAUAUUUUAAUUUUCUUUAAUUCCCAACUAUUCUCUAUUUUCUUUCUUAGUUUCUUAUAUAUUAGACUUGGGCUAGAAUUACCACAUUGGGUCCAAUACGUCGCCGUUUUGGGUUAUCUUUUGUGUUUUUCCUUUUCUUCGUCCCUCGAUUGAACGACUCCGAAAACCUUCUCCCCAUAUCUGUUCGAGACCAAAAAAAAAAAAAGGAAGAUUCAGAUGAUGAUGAACUGGAUUCUUUUUUGGUGUCUAAUCACCCUCCCACUCGCCACAAUACUUUUAUUUGCUUCGAAAAUUCUCAGCCGCCGACGAAAUAAGAAAAGAGCCGUCGGAUUCUUCCAUCCCUACACCAACGAUGGCGGCGGCGGAGAGAGAGUCCUGUGGUGCGCCGUUAAAGCCAUCCAAGAAGAAAACCCCGAUCUCGAUUCCGUUAUCUUCACUGGCGACCACGACGCCUCCUCUCAGUCUCUAAUGUCUCGCGCCACCGAUCGCUUUGGCGUCCACCUCCUUUAUCCACCAAAAGUGGUGCAUUUGAAUAAAAGAAAAUGGAUUGAAGAAACAACGUACCCACAUUUUACAAUGAUCGGUCAAAGCUUGGGAUCAGUUUAUUUAUCAUGGGAAGCCUUAAGCAAGUUCACACCUUUGUAUUAUUUUGAUACGAGUGGAUACGCUUUUACAUACCCAAUUGCUCGUUUAUUUGGAUGCAAGGUCAUUUGCUAUACACAUUAUCCUACAAUCAGUUUAGACAUGAUUUCUCGAGUUCGUCAACGAACCUCUAUGUACAAUAAUGAUGCCUUGAUUGCUAAAAGCAUGUGGCUAUCCCGGUGUAAAAUUAUCUAUUAUACAGUGUUUAUCUGGAUGUAUGGAAUGGUGGGCUCUUGUGCACAUCUUGUAAUGGUUAACUCUUCAUGGACUCUGUCUCACAUUGAGAAGCUUUGGAGAAUUCCUGAGCGUAUUAAGCGAGUUUAUCCACCUUGUGAUACUUCAGGACUUCAGGCACUUCCUUUGGAAAGAUCAGUGGAAACUCCAAAAAUUAUAUCUGUUGCUCAAUUUCGUCCAGAGAAGGCACAUGGUCUUCAACUUGAGGCCUUCUCUGCUGCCAUAAAAAAACUAGAUGAAGACUUGCCAAGACCUAAGCUCCAGUUUGUGGGUAGUUGUCGAAAUAAAUCAGAUGAGGAAAGACUUCAGAAUUUGAAAGAAAAAGCAGUGCAAUUAAACAUUUAUGAAGAUGUGGAGUUCCAUAAAAAUUUGAUGUAUAGGGACUUGGUAAGACUUUUGGGUGGUGCUGUUGCUGGAAUCCACUCUAUGAUAGAUGAGCACUUUGGCAUUAGUGUUGUAGAGUUCAUGGCUGCAGGAGCCAUACCAAUUGCUCAUAAUUCUGCUGGCCCCAAAAUGGACAUUGUUUUGGAUGAAGAUGGACAACAAACAGGAUUUCUUGCUCAAAGUAUAGAAGAAUAUGGAGAUGCAAUCCUGAAAAUUCUAAGGAUGCCCGAGGCUGAAAGACUCAAGAUAGCUGCAGCUUCAAGGAGAAGAGCCAACAGGUUUUCUGAGCGAAGAUUUUAUGAUGAUCUCAAAGCCGCCAUCCGACCAGUUAUUUGUCAUUCUUCCUAGUGAUAAGGGUUGCAAUAGAAUCACACUUUUUUUGGGGGCCAAAACAAUAGUCACACUGACAUAGAAAACAGUUGGUUGUAAUAUAUUUUUCUUCUUAGUCAACAAAAUUGGUAUACUGUUAAUUUU
Molecule: messenger RNA, 1932 nt
Organism: Durio zibethinus
Lineage: Eukaryota; Viridiplantae; Streptophyta; Magnoliopsida; Malvales; Malvaceae
Product: GDP-Man:Man(3)GlcNAc(2)-PP-Dol alpha-1,2-mannosyltransferase-like
Biological process (GO): dolichol-linked oligosaccharide biosynthetic process; protein N-linked glycosylation
Cellular component (GO): endoplasmic reticulum membrane
Molecular function (GO): GDP-Man:Man(3)GlcNAc(2)-PP-Dol alpha-1,2-mannosyltransferase activity
Source: RefSeq, a predicted model, not a curated record